This is a messenger RNA of Aureobasidium melanogenum CBS 110374, 1038 nucleotides long. RefSeq names its product aldo/keto reductase. NCBI's taxonomy places the organism in Eukaryota, Fungi, Ascomycota, Dothideomycetes, Dothideales, Saccotheciaceae. Bases 1 to 1038 code for a protein of 345 amino acids. The record is from RefSeq and is a predicted model, not a curated record. The transcript is spliced from 2 exons. Gene Ontology annotation, cellular component: cytoplasm.
AUGGCUUCAUCGAUCCCGCUUCGCAAACUCGGUGCAGAUGGUCCCGAAGUGCCUGCUUUGGGAUAUGGCAUGAUGGGUCUUUCUCAGCCCGUCUACGGCAGCGUCUCGAGCGAAGAAGACAAGUUCGCCAUGCUAGAUAGGGCUUACGAGCUAGGAGCCAGACAUUGGGACUCCUCUGAUCUCUACAACGACAACGAAGAGACGGUAGGAAAGUGGUUCAAGCGCACCGGAAAACGAUCCGACAUCUUCCUCGCCACGAAAUUUGGCUUCGUCAAAGGAAAAUUCCCUCAAUUGGAUAGUACCGGCGAGUAUGCGAAGAAAGCCUGUGAAGAGAGUCUGAGGCUGCUUGGUGUAGAGUAUAUCGAUCUCUACUACCUUCAUCAUCCGAAUCCAAAAACACCCAUCGAAGAUACGAUGAGAGGACUCAAAGAACUACAAGACCAAGACAAGAUUAAGUACAUCGGUCUCUCGUCCGUAUCAUCAAAGACUCUGCUUCGUGCCUCCAAGAUCGCAAAAGUUUCGGCUGUGCAAGUUGGAUACUCUGCCUUCGAACUCGACAUAGAAAAUGAAAAAGGCACAAAGCUUUUGGAGACUUGUCGAUCUUUGGGUAUUGCUGUCGUUGCGGCAAUGCCGCUUGGUCGUGGUAUCCUUACCUCUACGUUUGCUGACAACACACCACUGGAUCCAAAAGACAUGAGACCGGCUUUCAUGCCUAGAUUUCAAGAGGGCAAUAAAGAGAAGAACGUUGAGAUUGCCAAGCAAUGGAGACAACUGGCUGAGAGUAAAGGCUGUACAAGUGCCCAACUUGCCAUUGCAUGGUUGCUCAAGCAAGGUGAAGACAUCUUUGUCAUUCCUGGAACCAAAAAGAUCAAGUAUCUGGAAGACAACUGCGGAGCUGUCAAUGUUGACUUGACCGAUAAUGAUGUGAGGGAGAUCAGGAAGUUUGCAGAAACUUGUGAUAUUGCUGGAGGAUGCCUACCGCCGAACUUUGAGGGCUUCACCUUCUCUGAUACUGUUGAAGAGGGACAUGAGAAUUGA